UGUGGUAUCUCGUGGGGCAUGCUCCCUUUCAGCGUCAGUAGCACCAGUCAACGUGGAGGAAUAAUAGGACCAGUAGGUGUUUGUCCAAGCUUGAGCGACGUGAAAUGAGAUUCAAGAUGAAGCUGAGUUGGAAUGAGUUCAGUUUUGAGAAGCGGGUGGUACCUGUAGAACCAACGGGCUCGUCGCACAUUCACCCAAGUUAUCUACUUACUUGUGUAAAACUAAAUAUGUCCCAGUCUCUGUGUGGGUUUUAACCCAGAUUAUCUUAACUAGAGAUGAGGGUCUGAUCACUUCGCUAAAGUUGCCAGUAUUUGUGCGUUCGCAAUAACAGCAAAAAAAAAAAAGUGCUUUAAAAAUGCAUCUUUACAGCUUCCUAUUUAGAAUUUUCAUGUGAUGCAUGAGGAAACUUUUUUUUUUAAACUAUCUAUUAAAGGUUUUUUGUGCUGUGAUGGAAUAAAAUAGAGUAAUUACAUUUAAUAUAAUUGUUAUUGGGAAUUAAAACUUUAUUUUUUGUAAAUUAAUAAAGAGUUAAUUUAAUAGCCUAGGGUCACAACACAUCGACAAAAUUAACACGACAAACUCUAAUAUGGCUGCCGGCAAAUCAUUCCAAACCAAAUGCAUACCAUAAAAUGCAUUAUACAAAUAUGAAAGUGUGCCCAAAUGUGAAACCUAAUUUUGUUUUUCAGCAUAAAGAUUUACAGAAUAGGUAAAUAUUUUUAAAGUUUAGUUCUGUAAGGUUUCCGUUUUGCUUUCCAUCGUGCGGCAAGACGUGCCGAAAUUAGAGAUAGAAUACUUCUUGUGGGCUGUCGGGGGGCGUAUUUUGUCAUGAUGACGUCAUGGCGACCUUGUAUUUCAUUGGCUACUGUGCGUGUUGGGCCUGUCAUGUUGUGUUCAUGGCAUUGUGACUUCAGCUUGAAUGUUAAUAUGUUUUGGAACUUGUUUCGGUCCUUGUUCAAUGAUGAGCUUGUCUGCUUCCCACGGAGUAUGAAUGCCACUGCGCUGGGAUCGCACGUCCCCUCGGCCAGGGAAGUCCCUUGAAGCCAGCUACUGUUCCUGCAUGUAACCUUGCAGGGUUACGUUUCCGGACGUGUGUUGUGGUGUAUCCUUCACCCGUGAAACUCAUAAUGGCAAGUGCGCGGACUGCGACUCGCGCGGGCCCAACCUCUGGCUGUGCCUGCACCGCGGCUGCUACAGGAUUGGCUGCGGCGAGGCGCAGAACGACCACAGCACCAUCCACAACAAGGCCAUGCGCAGCCACUGCAUCCACCUGAACAUGUCGACGCACCGGGCCUGGUGCUACCUGUGCGAGAUGGAGGUGUUCCUGGACCAAGGGGAGAGCGCCCCCUGCGUGCGGCCGGCCGCCUCGCGCUACAGCCCCCUGCCGCCCGCCAUGGGCGACUCUGCCGAGAGCUCCGGCAGCGAGGACAGUCGCGACGACAGCGGCAAGCCGCGCGGUCUGACCGGGCUGCAGAACAUCGGCAACACGUGCUACAUGAACUCGGCCCUGCAGGCGCUGUCCAACACCACGCCCCUCACCCAGUUCUUCUUGGACUGCGGCUCGGCCGUGGUGUCGCGUCUCGGCGACCGCAAGCCGGGGCUGUCCCGCAGCUACCUGCGCCUGGUGCAGGACAUGUGGCACCGCAAGAGGCCCGGCUACGUCGUCCCCUCGGGCAUCCUCUACGGCAUCAGGAACGUGCACCCCAUGUUCCGCGGCUACCAGCAGCACGACACGCAGGAGUUCCUGCGCUGCUUCAUGGACCAGCUGCACGAGGAGCUGAAGGAGCCGGCCGCGGACUGCCCCCGCGACAAGGGCGAGGCCCUGCGCUCCCACGAAGACUGCAAGCACGUGGUCGAAGAGUUGAGCGAGGAAGAGGACGUGGGCAGCGGGGGCGUGUCCAGCCAAUCGCAGUCUGAGGGAGAGUACGAAACCUGCGACUCGGGGGUCAGUGAACGAAGCUCUCUCAGCGAUGGGGAGAAGUCGAGACUCGGCAGCAAGCGAAAGCUGUCGCGGUCGCCGUCGCCGCCCCAGCAGGAGCGGGUGCGCUCCAAGAAGAGCCACGGCUGCCCCUCGUCGCAGAGCUCGCCGGUCCGCUCCUCCCGCAAGAAGCAGCUGCCCAAGUACCGCAGCAUCAUCUCCGACGUGUUCGACGGCAAGCUGCUCAGCUCCGUGCAGUGCCUUACCUGCGACCGGGUCUCGACGAGGGUGGAGACGUUCCAGGACCUGUCGCUGCCGAUACCCAGCCGAGACCACGUGAACAUGCUGCACCAGGGCUCCCUCACGCCGUCCAAGGGGGGGCUGUCCGCGUGCUCGGACGUGUACCCUGGCGACCAGGGUUGGGUGUCUUGGCUGUGGGAAUGGAUUCGGAGCUGGUUUUGGGGACCUACGAUAAGCCUGCAGGAUUGCUUAGCGGCUUUCUUUAGCGCUGACGAGCUCAAGGGGGACAAUAUGUACAGCUGUGAGAAGUGCAGCAAGCUGAGGAACGGCGUGAAGUACUCGAAGGUGCUGGAGCUGCCGGAGGUGCUGUGCAUCCACCUGAAGAGGUUCCGGCACGAGCUCAUGUUCAGCUCCAAGAUCAACAACUACGUCUCGUUCCCGCUGGAGGGUCUGGACAUGCGGCAGCACCUUCACAAGGACUGCGUCUCCCAGGUGACCAGCUACGACCUGGUCUCGGUGAUCUGCCACCACGGCACCGCGGGCGGAGGCCACUACACGUGCUACGCCCUCAACUGCGUCAGCGAGCAGUGGUUUGAGUUCGACGACCAGUACGUUACGCAGGUCUCCCCGGAGACCGUGCAGAACUGCGAGGCGUACGUUCUCUUCUACAAGAAGGCGUCGGAGAGGACGGCCAAGCUGCGGCAGCGGGCCGUGGAGCUGAUGGAGCUGUCCCAGCGCGAGCCGGGCCUCAUGCAGUUCUACGUGUCCAAGCAGUGGGUGAACAGGUUCAACACCUUCGCCGAGCCGGGCCCCAUCGACAACUCUGACUUCCUGUGCGUGCACGGGGGCGUGCACCCGUCCAAGGAGGCCUACGUCAACCAGCUGUGCACCAUCUUGUCGCAGGCCGUCUGGGAGUACCUGUACGACACGUUCGGGGGCGGGCCGGCCUGCAACCGGCUGUACGCCUGUGUGACGUGCCAGCAGGAGCAGGAGGCCCUGCAGCGCCGGAUCAGGCACGAGCUCGACGUCUUCCUGCAGCUCAGCAAGGAGUUCCAGGGGGAGGACAACCCGGCCGUGAUCUGCGUCAUAGCCAUGAGCUGGUUCCGCCAGUGGCAGAGCUUCGUGCGCGGCAAGGAGACGGAGCCGCCGGGAGCCAUCGACAACACCUCCGUCAUCAGCGUGAAGAACGGCCUGCCCGUUCUCAAGACUGGCUCGGACUACGGCCAGUUCUCGGAGGAGACGUGGAGGUUCUUCCACAGCAUCUACGGCGGGGGCCCGGAGCUGGUGCUGCGGCCCCCCUCGUCCCGGGGACAGGUCGGCCGGCCCCUGGCCCCAGCGCCCCCGCGAGACGCCCUCAAGGCCCGCAGCACAGAGAACAUCACCUGCGGGGACGUGCGGCCGAUGAGGACGCAGAGCGCGAGCUCGGACAACAUCAACCUGCGCGUGGCCGCCCAGCUGGCGUCGGGCCGCGGGCAGGAGGGGCGGGAGGGGCAGGAGGACGCGUCCCAGCACAGCACUUUGGUGCCGAGCGGCGAGGCUGGCUUCUUGCUGGCGCGAUUGGUGCGUGCAGGCGCGGGCAGCGUGGACAGCGGCACGUGUCUGGAGGAGGUGCAGGUGAGGAGUGCAGGCUCCGUGGACGCCCACGCCACCAACAUCCAGGUGGACGCCCGGGCCUCCCUCAGCUGAGCCAGGUCUUCAGGCUCAAGUCUGUGGAAAGGUGUUUGCUGAAAACAACGUAAGCAUUUAAAGAAAGUGUGAUUCUAAUGCAAACUAUAGAGAAGAUAAGUGAACAUUUUAUAAUUUUAUUUAGACUGUAAUAUUUAUUAGAGUGUGUAAUUGGAACACAUUUUAAAUUAUUGUGAAAUGAAUAAAGUUACAAAAGUAUUGGCAGCAAUAACUUAGUUGCGCGAUAGUGUACUUGUGAGAAUAUUUUCUUACACUUCAGAAUAUUUGAAAAUUUUUUCCUGUUCAUGUUUUUAUUGACAUACCAAAGAUACAAAAAAAAUGGACACGUGUGAGUUUUUGUGUGUACAUACAGUAUUGAUGCGUAAGUUACGUACGUGUAAAAGUGGAAAUUUGCAUCAGACCAUGUGUAGAAAAAUCUCAGGGUCUGGGUGGGUAAUUAAUUGAUUGUGAUACUGUAACUGUUGAAUUUACAAAGUUUAUGAAGAAAGUGUUUCAAAUGUUUAGGCUAGCAAAUUGAAACUACCUAUGACAGCUGUGCUGCGAUAUGAUUGGAUACCGGGAUGUCCUGCAAGGGAUGGUGCGGCCUGUCAGAAGAUGGACGUAGCGUCAAACAGUUUGUAGCAAAAUGUGGAGGUGACAAGUUGCCAAAGUUAGCGCUCAAAGCAUGAGUUUUCUUAGUAAAUUUCGAGCACUUAGUGUUUAUUUUCUUGAUAGUAAUCAAACGCAGGCCUCAAAAUAUGAAAUUAAAAAUUUCCGCUGUGUACAGUAUUUCAUGGUAUGUGUUUUGUAAUUCAUGACACUAUUUUUUCAUGUUAAAAAGUGCCAAUAUCAGAUUAAUGACAAACUUCAAGAUAGUCGUACAAGUUAGAGAAAUAUGUGUAAGCAUUACAAAAACAAAAUAGACCUUUUUAUCAAAUUUCUGUGUAUUAGAGCCUUUCUUUGCACAUGCUGAAAGAUAUUUGUCUGUGUUUAUGUAUCAUUGUUGUACUUUUGGGACCAGAGGAUAUUGUAAUGACAUUUGUUUUGCCAAAAUCUUGAUGCAUUAAAAUAAUAAAGAACAGUCUAUACUAAUGUUCUCAAUAAUUAUGUUAUUUGUGUAAUUGUACUCUAUUCUCUUAAAAAAAUAAUCUCCUACCUUAAUGUUAAUGUACCUGUCUUUGUUUUAUUUUUUUUUAACUAUCUCGAAACAACUUAUCAGUGAUGAGUAAAUCAAUUUUAUAGUACAUUAAAUUUAUCUCUUCAGAAUAAUUUUAACCGUCAAUAUAAAACCACCUUAGGGAAGCACACUAACAAAUAAAAAAGAAAAUUUUCUGUGAGGGUUUUCACUGUUCGUAACAUUAAUUAAUACACUUGGUGCUUUUGAAGUGCAAUUUAAAUGACUACUGUUAAAUUGUUAAAUUACAAGUAUACACAUGUAAUUUGGACUGUAGUGUUUUAACAAACUAAUUUUGCAACGUAUUUCAUGAGUUCAUUACCCAAUAAUCAGUUUUAUGUUUGUUUUUUUUUUUUUAAAUAUUUUUUUGCUAUUGGAUUUUUACUUGGAUUUUACUUUAUUUUGUGGUUUGAAAAACUCUCUGAAACAAAAGACAACUCACAAAAUUUUGAGUCUAAAGAGCACUGCCAUGCAACUUGACUUAAAUUGUGAAUGUCUCGUGAUGAUACAUUAUGAUUUAAAACUUGUCUACAUCUGCAGCAGUUAGAAUUGUGCCUGUUUAAAAGAUUAAAAUUCUUGGUGCUUUCAAAUUAAACACUAUAAUUUUCAAUUUAAAUUUUCACAGUCUAAACUGGAAAUUCGUCAUGGUGAUAACUCAACUGAAUAUGUAUUCACAUUUUAUUUUCAGUUUUAAAUGAGACCAUUUUAUAUUACGUUUAAGGAUAAAAACAAAGUGGGUAAAAACCAAAAUACAUUCAGUGUUAGCUUAUAUAGUUUUUAAUGUGUGAUACUCCAAGUUGAUGUGGUAUUAUUCAUACUCAGUCUUAUAGUAAUGUGGUGUACAUAGUUUUAAAUAUGAGGGUUGUUAGCUACUCUUUAGAUAGUUUAAUUGUGGCUCAAGGAAGUAGUAUUGUUUGGACCUGUGUAUAUAUGUUGUGACGUUGACACACACAGUAUAUCGAAGACUGUGUAAAUUUGAAUUUGUCUUUGUUAUUGUGCCGCUGUGGUAAUCGUUCCAUCAAGAUGAUGGUGUGUAUAGAUCAUAGUCAAAACAAGUACCUGUUUCUAGUUUUUAAAUUUUUUUUUUUUAAGUUAUACUUCUUUAGGCACGUUAUGAUAAAAUGAUGAGAGUGAAAUUUUAAGAUGCGCGCGCAUCACUGUAACACAAAAUUAACAGGUUGAAGCUGCCCGCUAAACCGCACAUUAAAUCUCGAAAAAAACCUACCAUCGAAAUAGAAAUAUAACCUCUGUUAGUCGCGCAUGUUGGCACGCUCGUCGCCUCUGAUCACUGUUUUCAUAUUUAUAAUAUUUAUUAUCCACAUGUUUCUAGUUUCUACAUUCAAAACACGUGUUGUAGUUUCAUACAAGUGCGAAUUAUAUAUGUGAUGAUAAAUUAUAUUCAGUAGUGAUUUAAAUAGAAUAUUUUGAUUAAUAUUAUUUACUAUUCGUAAAUAUGAGUAAAAAAAAAAUUGUGCUUAUAUACUUUUUCAAGUGCUCCAAUAUAAUUGAGGUUAACUAUCCAUUAGUGAUGUGCGAGUCUCGGCAUCAUCGAGAACGAGUCGAGACAGAAAUUUUCUCGAUCUCGUCUCGAGAUAAUUUUUUUGGCUUGGAAUUUUCGAGAAUUUUUGUAAACAAGAAAUAG
This is a messenger RNA of Bacillus rossius redtenbacheri, 6636 nucleotides long. RefSeq names its product ubiquitin carboxyl-terminal hydrolase 20 (gene Usp20-33). Gene Ontology annotation, biological process: protein deubiquitination. The transcript has 18 exons. Lineage: Eukaryota; Metazoa; Arthropoda; Insecta; Phasmatodea; Bacillidae. The record is from RefSeq and is a predicted model, not a curated record. Gene Ontology annotation, molecular function: cysteine-type deubiquitinase activity; zinc ion binding. Gene Ontology annotation, cellular component: cytoplasm. Bases 1247 to 3841 code for a protein of 864 amino acids.